CCCUCUUGCUUACAACCUUGAUCGGUAAUUUCUCGCAAACAACAUCCACGUUUCCUGCUUCGGUAGCAUCUUAUCGCGUGGACUAAAGCACGACUUUGGCCUCUUGUCCCUGAUCCGCCGCAGUCUAGCGCAGUGGUGAAAGCGGUCCCCGCCCGACUUAAGGGAAUGGAAUUGGAAUCAAAGGAAGAGCAUUGGAUGUGUUUACUCCCCAGAAUCGAGGGGGACCAUGUUUGCUCAGACCCACAUACUCUACGUACCUUCAUUUGGCUAAUUGCUUCUGGAAAGCAUUCGCGAGCCCCGGGACAUGACAUCCUGCUUCCCACCCAAGUCCACACCGUCUGGCGAAGGUUAAUAAUGGUGCGAAGGUGGCCAAAAAGCACAUAUGCACUCUCCGCACUCCUUUUCGUCAGUGCUGUGACAGGUGAGCUACAUAUCCUUUCGUGGUCGUGUACGUACAGCGUGUCCUACGACCUUGGCCCUUGGUAGAUCUCCCGUAUGUGAUAUGAUUAAGGCGGAUGUGCAAAAAUCAGCCUGCGCUCACGCUGGGCGCGGUCGCGUCCUGUGUGAUGCAUGCGAGACUCAUUGAUCGAC
Molecule: messenger RNA, 591 nt
Organism: Tilletiaria anomala UBC 951
Lineage: Eukaryota; Fungi; Basidiomycota; Exobasidiomycetes; Georgefischeriales; Tilletiariaceae
Exons: 1
Coding region: 166-486 (106 amino acids)
Source: RefSeq, a predicted model, not a curated record